Hyalella azteca is the source of this 1864-nucleotide messenger RNA. RefSeq lists its product as uncharacterized. The transcript is spliced from 5 exons. NCBI's taxonomy places the organism in Eukaryota, Metazoa, Arthropoda, Malacostraca, Amphipoda, Hyalellidae. The record is from RefSeq and is a predicted model, not a curated record. Bases 307 to 1011 code for a protein of 234 amino acids.
UGGUGGCAACCGUACCGAGUAAAGUUUGUCGCACCGCAACGAUUGAUUUUUCGAUGAGCUAAAGCUGGUUGUUGUGGCAGCAUUCAAACAAAGGUGCGCUGCCUGUUGACUUGGACGGUUGAAUAGCUCGUAGUUUUAGUUUUGAUAUCAUCGGUAUCCUUGUGUUUCGGCCGUAGUAGCCUCACUAACAGACCAACAAUUUAGUCGUUUCGAGCUUGAACGCAGCAACCUUAUUUUUUUCAGUAAUUUCAAGUAACUACGAAAAUUAUUUUAGAAAUCGCAGGGACUUAAAGGAUUAUAUACGUCAUGUGGAAGAAUGCUAUUUCCAUGCUCCUGCUUCUCAGCAGCGCUGCUGCCAUGGGGCUGUUCCAGUCUAUGCUCACUGACGUGGCGAUCAGCAAUCCAACGGCCAGCACAACAUCCACCAUAUGUGAGUGCAAGAUGAGGUGCUUCGUGCAAGUGUCGUGCAAAGCUACGACGUACAACUUUAGCACGUCGAAGUGUACUUCCUCUUCGCUACCUCAUCCAUCCGACGUGAAAUUGACCUUCCCGCAGCCUGACGUUGUGACGUUUUUCAAGUACAAAAUCGAGCCCUACCUGCUGCUGAGUCAGUCCACCUAUGACUUCACCCUGGAGUCCCAAAAGUCUUUGUGUUCACGAGAAGGAGGUGUUCCUGCCUCCAACAUGUCGCCUAGCCUGUACAAGAUGGCCGUAGCUCUUCUCCAGACUGCAGCUGGUGGCGAAUGGCUGUCUGACCGCAACUAUGCCCUCACGUCUGCUCAGGACGUCUACAAAAACAAGACGCUGUACUGGCCCAACGGUCAACUCGUUACUGGAGGACCUGUCACGACCCCAACUUUAUUGCAUAAUACACAAGAAUAUUAUUAUUGCCAACCUGGCAAUGAAGUUGCUGCUGCUCUCGACCAAUACGGAAACUUCAACUUUUUCCCCAUCAAGUGUUUUUAUUAUUAUUAUUUGCCCGUCAUCUGCCUCAAGUACGUAAUAGUGUGAUGCGUCCCUUCAACGAAAAUGGAUGGCAUCAGGGCACUUCUUAACACGUUUCGUCCCACAAGUUUCAAUAAUAUAAGAAGAUAUACUUAAUGUCGUCUGCUUUGAUAACGCUCUGUUUAGGCUGUCACAGAUUCAUAACCAAUUAUAGCCUAAUUGCCGCUUUCGACCAAAGUUUGCUUCACUCGUUGUGAGUUUCGAAUCUCCAACUUGCUGCUCCAAUAUUGGUGAUCUUAACCAUUCCAUAACUCUUGUCUUUAUCGACUAUAUAGAAUUUUCGCUACUUGUUGCGGGAUUCGAACCUCCAACUCGCUGCUCUAAUUUGGGUCCUCUUAACCACUCGACAAGCCCGAGUACUCACAUAUAGCUAAAUGUUGCCAAGAUAUGGUUUAUCUAGAUAGCAUAGUAUGACUAUUUCUUCCUUGCGCACUCAUGUGAAUUCCAUCAAACUCAUACUAUAAUCUCAUAAAUAUAUAUGCAUGCCAUAAUAUCAGCAACUAUAUAAACCUAAAACUGGCAAACAAAAAAAUCCCAUCAGAGCAGCGAGAAUCUGCAAUAAUGAUAACCUUAGAUCUUCACUAACUACAAUCAACUAAUCUUCACAUACGAUAACUCAAGAUCUUCAUACACUAACGAUAGCGAAAGAUCUUCACUUUGCAUGAAGUUAGUGAAGAUCUUUUGCUAUCGUUAGUGCAUGAAGAUCUUCACUAACUAAACAAUCAAUUAAUCUUCACUAACGAUAACUUAAGAUCUUCACUAUAACUACAAGCUAUUAAUCUUCACUAACGAUAACUUAAGAUCUUCACUAACUACAAGCUAUUAAUUUUCACUAACGAUAACUUAUGAUCUUCACUAA